UUUACCAAAGCCAGAUUGACAGCUACAGGAAGUUGUUGAAUUUAUUCACGUAUGGAACAGUUUUUUGGGAUUGAAAGAGCAAGAGACGCCGGGGACGAUUUUGCUGAAGCAAAGUGGAAUGUCCGAUUUUUGUAGCUUUUCUGUUUGUUGCAGUGAACUGAACUUUGGUCUUUAUUCACUGUUAGCCGCGGCUAGCUAGCCAGCUAGCAUUCGCUACAUCAGCCAGGACUCCGUGUUUUAACAAACGGCCACGCCAAGAAAAACAGCAUGGUUGACAAGAACAUCUACAUUGUCCAAGGGGAAAUAACCACUGUUGUUGGAGCCAUAAAGAGGAACUCCAGAUGGAACACCCAUACAUCAUUGGAUGAAGAACAAGACCCACUACUGAACAGCUUCAGUCAUCUCAAGGAAGUACUCAACAACAUAAAAGAGCUCUCUGAUGUGGAACCAAACCUUUUCCUGAGACCCUUCCUGGAAGUAGUUCGAUCUGAGGACACCACCGGACCAAUCACUGGCCUUGCUCUUACCUCUGUGAACAAGUUCCUUUCCUUUGGCCUUGUUGAUGCUAACCAUGAAGCUGCAGCAGAGGCCAUUGAGAACAUGGCGGACGCAGUCACACAUGCCAGAUUUGUGGGAACAGACCCUGCCAGCGAUGAAGUUGUCCUAAUGAAGAUUCUGCAGGUCCUGAGGACUCUGCUGCUGACACCGGUUGGAGCCCACCUGACCAAUGAGUCCGUCUGUGAAAUCAUGCAGUCCUGCUUCAGAAUCUGCUUCGAGAUGCGCCUCAGUGAACUCCUUAGAAAGUCUGCGGAGCACACACUGGUGGAUAUGGUGCAGCUGCUAUUCACCAGACUACCCCAGUUCAAAGAGGAAGCCAAGAGUUUUGUGGGUGCCAACAUGAAGAAGGCUUACAAUAUCUUGUGGAAAAACAAACGUGUGCAGUUAAAGAUGCGAGCUGGCGGGAUGAGUGAAUCAUCCAAGUGGAAGAAGCAGAAACGCUCACCAAGGCCGCCACGCCACAUGGUCCACAGUUCCUCUGGUCAGCUGGACCCAAACCAGCCGAGCACUCUCAGCAACAACCUCUCAGGUGGCGUCCCAUUCAUUGAACAGGUCUCAUCAAACUGUAGCCUUGCAACCUCCGACAGCGCUGGCUCGUCCAUUUCCAGUCCUUCAACCACAGACAGUGGCCUGGAAACAGGCUCCAAAGCCACUUCCAGAGAAGAUCUUUCUGACCUGGAACAGUGUAGCUCCUCUGCGACCACGCCCUGCGCUGCUACCUCAUUCCCUGGUACUGAGUCUGGCUCCUCAGAUGCACAGUCUGAGGGCAGGCAGGCUGAACCAGCUCAAUCAGCCUCUGUGGAGUCCAUUCCUGAAGUUCUGGAGGACAAAGACUCUGUUACUGAGCAGUCAGACACCAGCUCUGUUCAUGACAUGGACUAUGUCAACCCUCGAGGAGUGCGGUUCACUCAGUCCACACAAAGAGAUGGAGUCUCUCUUAUCCCCUACGGCCUGCCAUGCCUGAGGGAGGUUUUCCGCUUUCUGAUUUCACUGACCAACCCUCAUGACCGCCACAACACUGACGCUAUGAUGCACAUGGGCCUGCAGCUUCUCACUGUAGCGCUCGAGUCAGCGCACAUAGCUAACUACCAGUCUUUACUCRUCCUGGUGAAAGAUGAGCUAUGCAGACAUCUGUUUCAGCUGCUGAGUGUGGAGCGUAUGAAUCUGUAUGCUGCUUCCAUUCGAGCUUGCUUCCUGCUCUUCGAAAGCAUGAGAGUACAUCUAAAAUUUCAGCUGGAGAUGUACUUGAAGAAGCUGAUGGACAUCAUCACAUCAGAGAACAUUAAGAUGCCCUAUGAGAUGAAGGAGAUGGCCCUAGAGGCUCUGGUCCAGCUCUGGAGGAUCCCCAGCUUUGUGACUGAGCUCUACAUCAACUACGACUGUGACUUCUACUGCUCCAAUCUGUUUGAAGACCUCACCAAGCUGCUGUCCAAGAAUGCAUUCCCAGUGUCAGGGCAGCUGUACACCACUCACCUGCUGUCCCUGGAGGCCCUGCUCACUGUAAUUGACAGCACUGAAGCUCACUGUCAGGCCAAAGUGCUGAACACGGCUCAGCAGGACCAGUCAGACACACUGCUGGCAGAAGACGUUUCCUCCACAAAUGGACACGGCUCGACCACUGAUGUUAAUAGAAUCGGCAGCACUACUAGUUCUGUUCCAGCGGUGAAUGCUCCAGUGUUCCCACCAACCAGUGGACACCUGAUGGCCGAGCRGAUGAGGCUGGGCAGACAGGAUCAGGGAGACAAUGAUGCUGCAGAUAAGAAAGCUCCAAAAAAGCCUCAUCGUUUCUCCUCCUGUUUACCCGAUUCUCAGGAGCUGAUGGAAAUUAGAACGAAGAAAAAGCUGUUGUUCACAGGUGCAGAGCAGUUUAACCUAAAGCCCAAGAAGGGAAUCCAGUUCCUGCAGGAAAAGGGUCUUCUCAGUGACCCCAUGGACAGCAACCAAGUGGCCCAGUGGCUCAGAGAAAACCCUCGUUUGGACAAGAAAAUGAUCGGCGAGUACAUCAGCGAUCGYAAGCACAUGGACCUCCUGGACAGCUUUGUGAACACGUUCACCUUUCAGGGCCUUCGAAUCGACGAGGCUCUGCGGCUCUACCUGGAGGCCUUCAGGCUCCCCGGAGAGGCUCCYGUUAUUCAGAGACUCUUGGAAACUUUCACUGACAACUGGCAUAAGGUGAAUGGCUCGCCCUUCAUGACCAACGACGCAGGCUUUGCCUUGGCCUACGCCGUCAUAAUGCUGAACACUGACCAACACAACCACAACGUCCGGAAGCAGAACAUCCCCAUGACUGUGGAGCAAUUCAAGAAAAACCUAAAGGGUGUGAACGGAAACAAAGACUUUGACCAGGACAUGCUGGAGGACAUCUACAACGCUAUCAAGAACGAGGAGAUUGUGAUGCCCGACGAGCAGACGGGGUUGGUGAAGGAGAACUAUGUUUGGAGCGUGCUGCUGCACCGCGGCGCCACACCCGAGGGCGUUUUCCUCCACCUACCGCCCGGCAGCUACGACCACGACCUGUUCACCAUGACUUGGGGUCCCACCAUCGCCGCUCUCUCCUACGUGUUCGACAAAAGCCUCGACGAAAGCAUCAUCCAGAAGUCCAUCACAGGCUUCAGAAAAUGUGCAAUGAUCGCAGCUCAUUAUGGCUUCAGCGACGUUUUUGACAACUUGAUCAUCUCCCUCUGCAAGUUCACCACUUUGAGCAGCGAGUCGGUGGAAAACCUUCCUACGGUGUUUGGCAGCAACAAUAAGGCGCAGACCGCAGCCAAGACCAUGUUUGACCUCGCCCAUCGACACGGCAACAUCCUGAGGGAGGGCUGGAAGAACAUCAUGGAGUCCAUGCUGCAGCUGUUCAGGGCCCAGCUUCUGCCCAAAGCCAUGGUGGAGGUGGAGGAUUUUGUGGAGCCAAACGGGAAAAUUUCUCUUCAGAGGGAGGAAACGCCUUCAAAUCGCGGGGAGUCGGCCGUGCUGAGUUUUGUCAACUGGCUGACGCUGAGCGGAGCCGAGCAGUCGGGUCUCAGGGGGCCGUCCACAGAGAACCAGGAAGCCAAGCAAGGUGCCAUCCUCUGCAUAAAGCAAUGUGACCCAGAGAAGUUGAUCACAGAGAGCAAAUUCCUCCAGCUUGAGUCUCUACAGGAGCUGAUGAAGGCGCUGAUAUCGGUCACACCGGAUGAAGAGACCUAUGAUGAAGAGGAUGCUGCCUUCUGUCUGGAGAUGUUGCUGCGUAUCGUUCUGGAGAACAGGGACCGAGUGUCCUGCGUUUGGCAGACGGUGCGGGACCACCUCUACCACCUCUGCGUUCAUGCCAACGAAAGCUGCUUCCUGGUGGAGCGGGCCGUGGUGGGGCUCCUUCGCCUCGCCAUCCGCCUGCUGCGUCGAGAAGACGUCAGCUCUCAGGUUGGGAAAGAUGAUCUAGAGAUGACUAAGACCCCCCAAGUGAACUCCAAAGCUCAGCUGAAUCACCCCUUGGUGAACCAGUACAGUCUGACUCUGGGUCAGGACCUGGGCCAACAUGACACCAAGUCUCUCAUCAAGUGUGUGGAAACGCUGUCGUUCAUAGUCCGCGACGCCGCCCACGUCACACCCGACAACUUUGAGCUGUGCGUCAGAGCCAUACGAGUGUUUGUGGAGGCCAGCCUCAACGGAGGUUACAGGAACCACGAUAAGAAGAAGAGCCACAAGUAUGACCCCUCCAAGUCCCGGCUGAGGAAGAAGGCAGGAGGGAGGGAGAAGGACACCGGAGGUAGCACAAGACGAGGUGGAAACAGAGCAUCMAGCCAGCGACCGUCACGUUCCCACAGUGAUGACGAGGAGGAUGAGGGCGUCCCAGCCAGCUAUCAUACUGUGUCAUUACAGGUUAGUCAGGACCUGUUGGACCUGAUGCACACCCUGCACACCCGGGCAGCCAGCAUCUACAGCUCCUGGGCAGAGGAGCAGCGUCACCUAGAGGCCUCUGGGAAGAGGAUCGAAGCUGACUCCCAGACUCUGUGGACCAGUUGUUGGUGCCCGCUGCUGCAAGGUAUUGCUUGGCUGUGCUGCGAUGCCAGGCGRCAGGUCCGCAUGCAGGCCCUCACCUACCUCCAGAGAGCGCUGCUGGUCCACGACCUGCAGACUCUUGAUGCAGCUGAGUGGGAGUCUUGUUUCAACAAGGUUCUUUUCCCCUUGCUGACGAAGCUGCUGGACAACAUCAGCCCCGCAGACGUCGGAGGCAUGGAGGAGACCAGAAUGAGAGCCUGCACGUUGCUGUCGAAGGUCUUCCUGCAACACCUCUCCCCACUGCUGUCCCUGCCCACCUUCGCUGCCCUCUGGCUCACCAUUCUGGACUUCAUGGACAAAUACAUGCAUGCAGGAUCCAGUGACUUACUGUUGGAGGCGAUCCCAGAGUCUCUGAAGAACAUGCUGCUUGUGAUGGACACAGCAGGGAUUUUCCACAGCACCGACUCCAGGACAGGAUACUCCGACCUGUGGGAGAUUACAUGGGAGCGGAUCGUCUGCUUCCUGCCCAACCUGAGGGAGGAGCUUUUCAAACAGACCGUCAUACCAGAUCCAAACCCUGGUCCUCCUACUGAAGCCACACCCCCAGGAGGCCGGCCUCCAUCCCCUCAGGCAUCUCCACCUCCUCCCCAGCCUCCAUCCCCAGUCCCUUUUCCACUCGCCCCAGCAGAGACUCAAGCAUCCAGUCGGCCGGAGUCGCCACUGGAGUCUCAGCCAGUCAUCGUUAACGGGCCUGACCGCUCCUCUCCGGUUCCACCCUCCAUCAACCCCGCCGCAACAGCAUCGCUAGCACCCUCCCCCAGCCAGCCUCCCGYGGCGCUGAGCCAGCCCCCUCUGAUCCUGCAGCCCCUGGCUUCCCCGCUGCAGGUGGGAGUCCCGCCCAUGUCCCUCCCGAUCAUCCUGAACCCCGCCCUGAUCGAGGCCACGUCGCCGGUGCCGCUGCUUCCCGGGCCCAAACCCGCAAGUCCGCCUGACGAGGUCCAGUAGGGAGAGAAGCCCACCUGCUCUCAUGAAGACAACCCAUCCUGACCCACGUCUGCCUUUUGUUUAAAGAAGCCCCGCCUCUCUGUCCGAACGCACCGGUCCUUUCUGCUGUGCCAUUUUGUGUUGAUUCUCUGAUUCAAUAGGAACUAAACGGGGACAAAUCCCAACUAGACUGAUGAUUGCAGCAUUUAAAACACAGAUGUGCUGCUCAUACACUAACAGGAGACAGAUUUAGUGGCUGUUAUCAGCCCGUUGAAACCUAGAGCAUUAUGUAUAUUUCAGACUGAGACAAUGAAACUGAUAAAUUUCCCCACACAGGUUURUUCUUAGACAUCUUUAAGAAAAUUCUCUGUUUAAUGGUCGUAUUUUCAGCAGGAUUAGAGCUCAUGUACACCUUGAGGUCACAGGAUGUGUGUGUUCACAGGUAGAGGGAAUAAGAACCAGCUCUCACAGCUGCCAUCUUUUUUUUCCCCAUCACCCUUAGAGACAUUUUAACUUGAUAAAGACCCCUUAUCUUUUUUUCCUCAUUGACCUGAAGGUUGUAUUUAGCACGGAGAUCAGGCAGAGACGCCGAGCCGCCUCACCGUUCACACAGACAGGAUUUUAGAAGCUCAAACCUCAGCUGGACGUCAGUUGGGAUCAGAUUUGUACAGAAAACUGCUUGAAGGUCAGUUUUUCUUUCAGCUGCCAAAAUCUGUGGUGCUGUCCUGUAAAAUUGAGAUAUUAGGUGUUUUUUUUUUUUUAGAUCAGCCCAACCAGUCUUGUUCUGAGCUGUCAUUGAUAAAACCAACAAAAAGUUUAAUUUUAGGCACUUUAUGUGAAACAGAGGGAUCAUGUGCACAUGGAGUCCUUCUCAGAGAUGUCCCACAUUCCACAUGAGAACGAGCAGAACGGGACGUUUCCCUCCGAGUUCGAGGAGGCAGCAGAGACUUGUGGAGAACAGCAGCGCUGGUUUUUUUUUAUACAGGUUCCCAAUGAGUUUGUAAAACAGAAUAAAUCGGACUUAAUUCACUUUUGACAAACUAGCUUCCUGUCUGUGGAUCGUGAUGGUAAUCGUUCAGGACCAGCGCCAGCUUUUCCCCCCACUUUGUCACUUUAAAACUCAUCUUAUAAAAUCCUCCAGCUGCUGUGUUAACCGGGACAGAAAUACAGCAUGUGUCUUACGUUUUUAACAUUUUCAGUUAGUAGAAACAAAUGAAGUGGAAUAGACAGGCUGACAGUUUUAAGGUAAAGGCUUGCUAUCUCGCGGAACGUACUCUGUUGUGGUUUCACCCUGGGCCUCGCAUACGAUGACGUGUGAUCUAACGGAGCUUUUAAAGCAACCCCACCCCCACCUUUGAGGUGUGUAGAGAAUGGACCGGGAGCUGUGUCUCAGUCCGGAGCGUCUCGCUGGUAUUUAAUGUUAUUUAUUGAGCUGGGAGGGAGYGAGGCGGACCACCCCUCUGCGGUCCACAUGUUAGUUGGUGGGGGGGGGGGACACUACAGCCUUAAACAGCCACGGACGUGGCCGCUGUGGCUUUAUUUGUUCUACGGGACUCUUUAGUUUUAUCAGGAGCUACGUUUGUGCUUGAAAGGUGAAUUCCAUGUGUACAAAUAUAUAAAUAUAAAUUAAAAGUAAUGUGCUUUUUACAAUGUAAUAAAUAUAAUGUAAAGAC
Molecule: messenger RNA, 7190 nt
Organism: Austrofundulus limnaeus
Lineage: Eukaryota; Metazoa; Chordata; Actinopteri; Cyprinodontiformes; Rivulidae
Gene: gbf1
Product: golgi brefeldin A resistant guanine nucleotide exchange factor 1
Biological process (GO): regulation of ARF protein signal transduction
Molecular function (GO): guanyl-nucleotide exchange factor activity
Source: RefSeq, a predicted model, not a curated record